Molecule: messenger RNA, 2451 nt
Organism: Anopheles merus
Lineage: Eukaryota; Metazoa; Arthropoda; Insecta; Diptera; Culicidae
Gene: Vamp7
Product: vesicle-associated membrane protein 7
Exons: 5
Coding region: 664-1365 (233 amino acids)
Biological process (GO): exocytosis; vesicle fusion
Cellular component (GO): SNARE complex; membrane
Molecular function (GO): SNAP receptor activity; SNARE binding
Source: RefSeq, a predicted model, not a curated record
GAUUUCUAUUGCUGCAAAGAACAAAAAAAGGGAGACGAAUGUGGUGUGUGUGUGUAUUGUUUGUGACGGAGCAGAAUGCGCUAGCAAUAACAAUGAAAAACAAUUUUCCAUUCGAGAGCUCUUUCUUAGUGCUUGCACUGUGGUGUGUGAUACUGCGAGUGAACGAAAGUAAAAAAUAACGCGAUAAUUGGCUAAGGAAACUAAAAACAGCUUUGGUUACGCUUGAGAGGGGGAAGUGAGGGAUUGCCAUCUUGCUGCAGUUGCUUCGGCUCUGAAAAACUCAUAAACCCCGUCAGUGGUAUCAUCGCAUCAGCAGAGCAUUAGUCAUACCCAACAAGGUGUGUAUGUGUGUGGGUGUGCGUACGUGUAUGUGUUUUGAAGAAGGGGCCAGAUUUCUAAGCACACAGUCGGUCGUUCUACUAGCCGUUCUACACCCCGAUACGAUCCCAGCGCACCAGCCAGUAAUUUGAUCCUCCGCGAGUGUGGCGUGUGCGUCUGGCCGUCACCCGGUGCAUUGCUAGGGCUUUUGUGGACCGGCCGCGAACUGCCCUCGGAGAGCCGGGACAGAUAGGAGACAGCAACCGCAGUCUCACAGUAUUGAGCCCUUUUUUGUUUUAGCUUUCUAUUAGACGGAACAGUUCACUGAACUGCGCCUGAGCGACAAUGCCGAUCCUGUACAGCAUGGUGUCGCGGGGCCAAACCGUGCUGGCCCGGUACGCGGACUGCAUCGGUAAUUUUACCGAGGUGACCGAACAAAUCAUCCCGAAGAUACAGCUGAUCGAUCACAAGCUUACCUACUUGCACGGCAACUAUCUGAUACAUUACAUCUGCGACAACCGGGUCAUCUAUAUGUGCAUCACGGACGACCGCUUCGAUCGAUCCCGUGCCUUCCUCUUUCUGCAAGACAUCAACGAGCGGUUCAUCUGCAUGUACGGGCUGACCGUGGCGACCGCGAUUUCGUACGCGAUGAACACCGAGUUCGCCCGUACGCUCGCCGCCCAGAUGCGCCAGUUCAACGAGGGCCAGGAGCAGGACGCGAUCAGCCGCGUCAAUGGCGAGAUUGACGAGCUGAAGGACAUCAUGGUGAAGAACAUCGAAAACAUCACCAACCGCGGCGAACGGCUCGAGCUGCUCGUCAACCAGACGGAAAAUCUCCGCAACAAUUCUGUGACAUUCCGGCAAACGUCGCGCAAUCUGGCGCGCACCAUGUUCUGGCGUAACGUGCGCAUGUACUUUCUCGUCGCCGCCAUACUGCUGUUCGUGAUCUACGUGAUCGUGAGCAUGGCCUGCGGUGGGUUGCUGUGGCAGAGCUGCAUCCACUCGUCGCCCGCACCGAAGGGGCCACCGAACGGUGGGGGGUUGUAAUUUGUGUGUUGACCGCCAAUGAGCGCGCGCAGGCGGAUGGUGGUGGUGGUGGUUGCAGGAUUAAAGUGAUGAACGGGAAUUAGUAGACAGGUUAUCUUAACGCUUUACAGCUCAGCAGAACAGAGUUUCGUUCGAGCAGCAGAACACUCACGCAGACACACGGAGAAACAAGAAUGGAACAUGAGUUUAUUAUUAUUAUUUUUUUUUUUUUGAGCUUCGUUUCGUGUAGUGUUUUGGUUUCCAAUUUUUGUUGUUGUUGCAGUAGAAUCGGGGCUCUUGACGUGAUAUAGUGCUCAUUGACAUCGUGAUUGGCAAGGGCUUUGGUGUAUCGUUUGUUCAAAGUUUAUAUUGAUAAAAAAAGAAAACAAAAACAAAGGAAAGGAAUGGAAGUGGAACACAUUUUUAAUCCCAGCUCUAGUGACGCACGCUACAGUGCGGCACAGUGGUUUGAAUUUAUUUAGUUUUAAAAAAACACGAAAGAUGUAGUUACGAGGGGUAUCAGAAUCAAGGGUAUCGUGAGUACGGGUGAGCGUGUCGUGAGUCGUUGUGUCGUUUCCGGUGUUGCUUCUUCAUUUCUUUCCAAAAACGGCCGGUUAGAAGAGGACGACGCGAAAGAGAGAAAAAGCCCAUCAGUAGCUAAAUCCUUUUCACAUUGCUUUGCUUUCUUUUCAUGUAUUGUGCUUUUUGCUUCGGUUUAGCGAUGUGACUUUAAUGCUUAAUUAAUUACCAAAAACCCCGAAACAUGGUACGGCAAGCUGCUGGGGUUUGUGGUAGGGGGUUGUUUUUUUGAUCACGUAUUUUUGGCAAAUUGUUAGUUCUACAUCAUUUAACUUUAAGCACUGAGACGAGCAGAAUAAUUUGAAGAGUGAAUGCGAACGAACAAAUCCUUGCGGAAAAGUGAUUAGCUCUGCGUUGUUGUGCCGUUGGUCUGUUGAAAUCAUCUUACGAUAUGUACUGAUACGGUGCCCAGAAGCGAGCGAGCGAAAUAACGCGUGUUGUUUUGGAUAGAAUACAAUACUGAAGAAACGAUCUGAGAAUUUUAAGCAGUAACAAAAACGAUAAUAUAUAUAUACAUAUACAUAUAAA